AUGGAAAGACACCAAAACGGGAUGGAUGUGUGGGUAGGUCAAGGCAGAGUAAAUCAAUUAGGAGGCUUAUUUAUCAACGGGCGCCCUCUACCGAACCACAUCAGACUGAAGAUUGUGGAGAUGGCGGCUGCGGGAGUGCGGCCUUGUGUCAUCUCACGACAGCUUCGUGUCUCACAUGGCUGUGUCUCCAAGAUACUUAAUAGAUACCAGGAGACCGGGUCAAUAAGACCUGGAGUGAUUGGUGGGUCCAAGCCGAGGGUGGCUACGCCGGAGGUGGAAGCUAGGAUAGAAGACCUCAAGCGACAAAACCCCGGUAUCUUUUCGUGGGAAAUCCGGGAAAAACUGUUGAAAGAAGGCGUAUCGGACCCACCAAGUAUAUCCUCUAUAUCACGUUUACUCCGAGGAGGUGCAAGAGAUCCAGAUGGAAAGAAAGACUACAGCAUCGACGGGAUUCUAGGAGGUCGAGGAUCCGACUCCUCGGAUAUCGAAUCGGAACCAGGUCUGACCCUGAAACGCAAGCAGCGACGGUCCAGAACAACCUUCACGGGUGAACAGCUGGAUGCCCUGGAAAGAGCGUUUCAUCGGACACAGUAUCCUGAUGUGUAUACUAGAGAGGAACUUGCAUUGCAGACCGGUCUUACUGAAGCCAGGAUACAGGUGUGGUUUUCAAAUCGUCGAGCAAGACUUCGAAAACAUACGGGUUCAAAUACACCCACGCUAUCAUCGUACUCGUCCUUACCGAUGCCUCAAUUACCAUGCCCUUAUCCAGCUGGGGACAUUCCUUCAUUGUCACAACAUCAUCCCCAACAUCCAGACGCUUGGCAUCAUCAAAAAUAUUCAAAUUAUAACCAACUCAUGGCCCAAUCGCAACAUCUCAAUCAAGCUUUUCAAUCUGCCAAUUUCCCAAGUACUUCGGGUGCAACGUUCACCCAUUUAGUGGGAGGUGGCGCACCACCAACACACGGUCAACUUAUGGACGCUACUUCAAGAAAUGAUUACGGAAGAUAUCCAACUGAUGUGUAUAACAAACCUAUUAGCUAUCUUCCUAAAGAUGUGGAAACUAGUGAUAAAGUGACAUCUGAAGAAGUGAUAGAGCCAAGAGAGGAACCGUAUGCGAAAGCUACAACGGAUGAGUAUAAGGAACUAGCUAAUGAUUAUCCUAAAAUACCAGCUGAUUACUCGAAAAUUUCUGAACCGUCUCCUUCUAAUUGGAGUCCUUCACAUAACACUUUGAACAUGGGUCUAACUGGAAUUCCCAGUGAUUAUAAGUAUAUGAAUGACCCUUAUGCAUUUUCCAAUGUACCAGAUCCAUUAAGCCAACACGCUUAUCAGAAUUCUUCAAAUCCAUCCAAUAAGUACUGGAUUUGA
Messenger RNA from Pieris macdunnoughi, 1368 nucleotides. The record is from the annotation of a GenBank genome assembly. Lineage: Eukaryota; Metazoa; Arthropoda; Insecta; Lepidoptera; Pieridae.